UGUAUCCGGCGUACACCAAAGCUUACAAAGUUAGACGGAGAUAGCAACUGAUAUUAGUACACACCGUGUUACAACUAAUUUCGGCGUCAUACGUGUUUUAUUACUAAGUAAAUUGAAUAUUUAAUUCACUUUGGUUGUUGUUAACCAAUACAUUGAUGUUGUAAACACGCAGAACGACGGUUAUUUUAGUUACUCUAACAACAUCCAACCGAACAACCCGGUGUAUGUAACGAGUGCAUCUAAUGUGAGAAUUGAUUGUUGUGACAUCAAUUCAGUUGUCCUGCGAGUAUUCAGUAUUUUUGCCUCACUUUUUUUCUUAUAUAAUAUUUAACUUAGCAUCGUAUGUAUGUAACGUUAUGUAUGUAUGUAAUUAUGCAUGUAUAAUUUCCCGUCUAAGAAAGGACUACUUCAUGAUUUUAAAUGCGACUGACCUUGCCUGUUCACAGAUAGCCAAAGCUAAUUCAAUGUUAACCGGUCUUCAGUAUUAACUAGCUGGCUAAGCUAACUGUUUCUGCGAGUUCGCUCUUCCUCUCACGUUACUCUCCCGGUAUUUGUUGGGUUCAUGAUGGAAGACGAAUCCUUCACUGACAUUAAUGGCAAAAGCAUAUCUCUGGACUGUCAGAGUCACUCUAGCCUCUGCAGCGAGUUCAUUGUCAGCGUCCCCAAAGUGUCCAUCGGCAAGGUGAUGGUGUACACCUGCUGCGUUUGGCUUUUGGCGUACGCUGUGUUCUUCUUCACAGAGAACACAGCUGUUCUGUCCAGUGCUAUAUUCAUCACCCUGGUUGGCAUGAUGCUUCACAUCCACUUUGUGAAGGUAGACCACGAGUCCCUGCUUGUCAUCGGCUCCUUAGGCAUACAGGUGUCCUCCAGCUACGCCUCAGGCCGCGAGACCACCACAUUCAUUGAGAUGAGCAAGAUCAAGGACAUUGUCAUCAAUGAAGCCAUUUACAUGCAUCAAAUCAUCUACUACCUUUGUGUGCUGUUGAAGGAGCCUUCAGAUCCAGAUGCAGUGUCAAGUGUUGUGCCAUUGUUUCAGAGUUCGAAGCCAAGGCUGAACUGCUUAGUGAAAGUUUACAAAAGCUGUCAGGAGAUUAUUUCAAAGUGCUAAUGACAUACAAGUCUUACAUUAGCGGUGUUUCUGGUCAUGCAGUAUGCUUUUAAUAUUUCUUUAAGUCAUUUUUAUUUUCAAUUGAUUAAAGCAGGUAGUUUUUUCUUUUGGUACAUCUUGAUUUAAUGUACAGUGUAUUUUUCAUUAUUUUUCUCGCCUGUAUGAAUGUGAAUGUGACCUGUUGUCUGCUGUCACAAUGACUUAAUAUGUUAUACUUUGUUGUGUAGUUACUUGCAUAAUGUGAAAAUAGCACUGGUGUUAGACUACUUCUUUAAAUCUAAAGAGCCAAACUGUUUAACUGGCAUUGUAUUUAAAGAUAGACAUUACCUUUUUAACAGUUUCAAUUGACUAAUAAUGCCGAUAUCUGUAUUUUACAAGCAUUCCUACACUGUAUUUUUUUAUACAAAAAUACAUUUGAUAAACAAAAUGAA
Molecule: messenger RNA, 1539 nt
Organism: Perca flavescens (yellow perch)
Lineage: Eukaryota; Metazoa; Chordata; Actinopteri; Perciformes; Percidae
Gene: pigh
Product: phosphatidylinositol glycan anchor biosynthesis, class H
Exons: 4
Coding region: 563-1108 (181 amino acids)
Biological process (GO): GPI anchor biosynthetic process
Cellular component (GO): glycosylphosphatidylinositol-N-acetylglucosaminyltransferase (GPI-GnT) complex
Source: RefSeq, a predicted model, not a curated record